Molecule: messenger RNA, 2600 nt
Organism: Salarias fasciatus (jewelled blenny)
Lineage: Eukaryota; Metazoa; Chordata; Actinopteri; Blenniiformes; Blenniidae
Gene: uxs1
Product: UDP-glucuronate decarboxylase 1
Exons: 15
Coding region: 699-1955 (418 amino acids)
Biological process (GO): D-xylose metabolic process
Cellular component (GO): cytoplasm
Molecular function (GO): NAD+ binding; UDP-glucuronate decarboxylase activity
Source: RefSeq, a predicted model, not a curated record
AGCACCGACAGAUCGCUCCUCAGUGAUCCUCGGCCCAGCUCACAGACAUAAACUCCGGCAUGUGUACGUUUUUUACCCUUAAACUGAGCGGAUACUUAUUCCGUCGGCACGCAGGUAGCUAUUACUGCCAGGCUUGAUUCUCGGGUGCUGUUAUUUACUUAUUUUAUUUUAGCGACAUCUAUGAAUUCUCGCUAUCAGCUUAGCAACUUGCUAGCCAGGCGCAGCUAACGUGAAGCUAACGGCUAGCCGCUCGGCUUCUCUUCAUAUGUUUACGCGACGUUAGUUUGUUGCCUUUUUCCGAGCGCGCACGUCCAUGAACCAGACUGGCAGGCGGCGGCGUGCGCGGCGGUGUGUGUGAGUGUGUGUUCGGCGCAGCGGACGGAUGGCGCUGGAGACAGAGCGCUGAAGUGAGCGCUGGGACACGGUGUCACCUGCCACCUGAGACCGCCUGCUGCCUGCUACCUGCGCGCCCGCCGCUAGCCACGUAGCCCCGCCGCCGUCCUGUCGACGUAGCAGAGCGCGACCCGGCUCCUCUGUUAACGGUUAACAUGGAGUAAAGAGGUGCCGAGGCGGUAGAGCAGCCGAGAAAACUCCGACAGCAAACUCCGCGGGGGGAGGAGAUGAGCGAUAGUGGGUCAGAAUGCGCUAGCUGGACCUGAGCGCCAUCCGGUUCCUGGUCCAGUCGCUCCCAGCUGGAGAUGAAGCGGCUUGUCUGGAUGAUCUCAAGUCUAAACAGAAGGAUGAUGAAGCUCCUCUUGGCCCUCGCUUUGGUCGCCUACAUUGCCUCUGUCUGGGGAACGUAUACAAACAUGAGAUCAAUACAAGAGCACGGCGAAAUGAAGGUUGAGCAGAGAAUUGAUGAAGCCGUGGCUCCUCUCAGAGAAAAGAUUCGUGAUCUGGAACAAAGUUUUUCCCAGAAAUAUCCACCCGUGAAAUUCCUGUCAGAAAAGGACCGGAAGAGAAUUCUGAUAACCGGAGGGGCUGGGUUCGUAGGCUCCCAUCUCACUGACAAGCUGAUGAUGGAUGGCCACGAGGUGACCGUGGUGGACAACUUCUUCACCGGGAGGAAGAGGAACGUGGAGCACUGGAUUGGUCACGAGAACUUCGAGCUCAUCAAUCACGACGUGGUGGAGCCGCUCUACAUUGAAGUGGACCAGAUCUAUCACCUGGCUUCUCCAGCUUCACCUCCCAACUACAUGUACAAUCCCAUCAAAACUCUCAAAACCAACACCAUUGGGACUCUGAACAUGCUCGGUUUGGCCAAACGUGUCGGCGCCAGACUUCUCUUGGCUUCCACUUCUGAGGUUUACGGAGAUCCAGAGGUUCACCCCCAAAAUGAGGAGUACUGGGGUCACGUCAACCCGAUCGGCCCUCGGGCGUGUUACGAUGAGGGGAAGCGUGUUGCAGAGACGAUGUGCUACGCCUACAUGAAGCAGGAGGGCGUGGAGGUGAGGGUGGCCAGGAUCUUCAACACGUUCGGCUCCCGGAUGCACAUGAACGACGGCCGCGUCGUCAGCAACUUCAUCCUGCAGGCGCUGCAGGGGGAGCCUCUCACUGUUUACGGCACCGGCUCCCAAACAAGAGCCUUUCAGUAUGUCAGCGAUCUGGUGAACGGCCUUGUGUCGCUAAUGAACAGUAACAUCAGCAGUCCCGUCAAUCUGGGCAAUCCAGAGGAACACACCAUUUUGGAGUUUGCUCGGCUCAUUAAAAGCCUCGUGGUGAGCCGCAGUCAGAUCCAGUUCCUGCCGGAGGCCCAGGACGACCCCCAGAGGAGACGGCCCGACAUCCGCAAAGCCAAGAUGAUGCUGGGCUGGGAGCCGGUGGUUCCCCUGGAGGAAGGCUUGAACAAGACCAUCCAGUACUUCAGCAGAGAGCUGGAGCAUCAGGCCAACAACCAGUACAUCCCCAAACCCAAGGCGGCCCGCAUGAAGAAAGGCCGGCCCCGGCACAUCUGAGCCCCGUCCUGCUCUCAGCCUUCAGAAACACUUUAAGACUCCUUGAGGAGGAACGCCGCCAGAUGAUGAAUAGUGCACUCUUGGAAUAUCGUCUUUUAUUUUUGACAAGCAGCAAUGAGUCUUUGAAAAACUUUUUAGGGAGGAAAGAAAAGAAGAGGAAGCUUCUCUUGUGUGGAGCUGCUGCUGGAUUGUGGGUGUAGACUGAAGGACAUGCCUGAAUCAGAGGCCAACGUUUUUUCAAGAAGUUUAAAGAAGUAAAAGAAGUUUAAAAUCCAGCCUUCCUUCUUUUUUUUCUUUUUUUUUUUCCUUUUGUGAAUUUGUGCUUUUGCUAUUUAAAUUGCUGUCAGCGGAGUAAUGCGAGCAGCCGGCAGUGCGCGUUAGUGCUUUGUGUUUAUCGGUUUCUUGUGUUUGUGUCUCCUGGAAGGAGCUACCUGAGUGAGUGAGUGUGUGUGUGUGAGUGUGUGUGUGAGCAGCGGCGCUCCAGCACCCUGCGGGUUCUUCAUUCGGCUCACGGCGGGACCGGGACGGACCGCGUCCCGCCUCGCCUCGCCUCGCCGUGUCUGAAAGACCCCGCCAGGCUGUGCUCUGUCAAUCUGAGGUGAAGAAGCUAUUUUAAUAAAAACGUUUCCCACACUGUGCGUCUGG